Messenger RNA from Juglans regia (Persian walnut), 928 nucleotides. Its product is annotated as 2-C-methyl-D-erythritol 2,4-cyclodiphosphate synthase, chloroplastic-like. The transcript is spliced from 3 exons. The record is from RefSeq and is a predicted model, not a curated record. Lineage: Eukaryota; Viridiplantae; Streptophyta; Magnoliopsida; Fagales; Juglandaceae. Gene Ontology annotation, molecular function: 2-C-methyl-D-erythritol 2,4-cyclodiphosphate synthase activity. The coding region runs from base 100 to 789 and encodes 229 amino acids. Gene Ontology annotation, biological process: terpenoid biosynthetic process.
GAUGAGUGUUAACACUUUCGAGUCCCGACAGAGUCAGAAACCACACAAACCGGAACCACUCUGUCACUCAUCAGCGUCCCUUUGUUUCUUGAAAAUUCAAUGGCCAUGGCAGCACCUCCGCCUCGUGUCCCCCAAGUCCCUCAAAACGUAUUCCCUCCGUCCACUAAAUCUCACUCGUUUUCUCUCUCACAACUGUCUAUCCAACCCGUACGCACGAAAACAAUAGUUGCUAGGCACUCUGUGUCGGCCGCCACAACCAGCGCGUUGGAAGGCGGGCAGGCUCCACUCUCCGCCACGUCCGCCAAAGUCUUGCCCUUCCGGGUCGGGCACGGGUUCGAUCUCCACCGGUUGGAGCCCGGGUACCCACUGAUCAUCGGUGGGAUUAACAUACCCCACGACAGAGGCUGUGAGGCUCAUUCUGAUGGGGAUGUCUUGCUGCAUUGUGUGGUUGAUGCUAUUUUGGGUGCUUUGGGGCUUCCUGAUAUCGGGCAGAUAUUCCCAGACAACGAUCCUAAGUGGAAGGGGGCACCAUCCUCAGUUUUCAUCAAGGAAGCUGUCAGACUCAUGCAAGAGACUGGCUAUGAGCUUGGAAACUUAGAUGCCACUUUAAUUCUUCAAAGACCAAAAGUGAGCCCGCACAAGGAGGCAAUCAAGGCAAACUUGUCUGCACUGCUUGGAGCAGACCCUUCUGUUGUAAAUCUGAAAGCAAAAACUCAUGAGAAUGUUGACAGCCUUGGAGAGAAUAGGAGUAUUGCAGCUCAUACUGUGGUUCUUCUAAUGAGGCGAUAAAAAUUGGCCAAAAGAUAGUGUCUCAAAUGUAAGAAUUGUGCCUGAUUAUUAUUGUUGAAUACUGCUUACACAUCCCAUGGAUUGUUUGCCAAAACUAACAUAAUUGGUUGGAAUAGAAAAUUUGUGGUGUUAUUAGCAU